Pseudoliparis swirei is the source of this 1465-nucleotide messenger RNA. RefSeq names its product cilia- and flagella-associated protein 251-like. The transcript is spliced from 7 exons. The coding region runs from base 110 to 1465 and encodes 451 amino acids. The record is from RefSeq and is a predicted model, not a curated record. Lineage: Eukaryota; Metazoa; Chordata; Actinopteri; Perciformes; Liparidae.
AGUGACAUUCAGGAAGUCCGCUUUUGGCACACGAGCUCACGGAGUGUAAUCUGUUGACAAUCUGCGCAAUCCACGCCUUAAGGUCCACUAAAUCGACUUCAUCCGAGAAAUGCUGAGGCCGUUGGUGAAGCAGCACGUGGACGAGGUCGUCGACGAGGCGUUUGGGCUGUUGGACACGUUGACAGCAGCGUAUGAGGACAUCGUUUCUCGUUUAGGAGAACAUGAGCUACACACAUCAGGAGAAAUGCUGAGGCCGUUGGUGAAGCAGCACGUGGACGAGGUCGUCGACGAGGCGUUUGGGCUGUUGGACACGUUGACAGCAGCGUAUGAGGACAUCGUUUCUCGUUUAGGAGAACAUGAGCUACACACAUCAGGAGAAAUGCUGAGGCCGUUGGUGAAGCAGCACGUGGACGAGGUCGUCGACGAGGCGUUUGGGCUGUUGGACACGUUGACAGCAGCGUAUGAGGACAUCGUUUCUCGUUUAGGAGAACAUGAGCUACACACAUCAGGAGAAAUGCUGAGGCCGUUGGUGAAGCAGCACGUGGACGAGGUCGUCGACGAGGCGUUUGGGCUGUUGGACACGUUGACAGCAGCGUAUGAGGACAUCGUUUCUCGUUUAGGAGAACAUGAGCUACACACAUCAGACGUCCAGCAGCAGUUGGUGAUGAAACAAGAGGUUCCCCCUGAACAGCAGGACUGGAGCUCCAGUCUGGACCAGGAAGACCCAGAACCUCCACACAUUAAAGAGGAGCAGGAGGACCAGGAGAACCCAGAGCCUCCACACAUUAAAGAGGAGCAGGAGGACCAGGAGAACCCAGAGCCCCCAAACAUUAAAGAGGAGCAGGAGGACCAGGAGAACCCAGAGCCUCCACACAUUAAAGAGGAACAGGAGGACCAGGAGAACCCAGAGCCUCCACACAUUAAAGAGGAACAGGAGGACCAGGAGAACCCAGAGCCUCCACACAUUAAAGAGGAACAGGAGGACCAGGAGGACCCAGAGCCUCCACACAUUAAAGAGGAGCAGGAGGACCCUGAGCCUCCACACAUUAAAGAGGAGCGGGAUGAACUCAGGAUCAGUCAGGAGGGAGAGCAGCUUCAAAAGCUGGAGGAGGCUGGAAUCAAGUUCUCAUUCACCCCUGUAAAGAGUCAAUAUGAUGAUGAGGAAGCUCAGCUCUCAAAGUCCAUAAGAACCGACAAAAGAGAGGCAGAACAUUUGAAAACAGAAGCAGACGGAGAGGAAGUCAGAUCCAGAUCAGAUGCAGAUAGUCCUUUACAACCAACUGCUGAUGAGACGUCACAAUCCUCUGAAUGUGAGACUGAUAACAGUGACGAUUGGAAGGAGACUCAGGAACCUCAGUCACGUUUAAACCCUUUGGAAAACAAUGAAGGCCCUGUAGGUGACAUGGACUGUGCUUUGGCCAAAAGAGACAUCCGAAGAGACACUCUGGAGCCACAACAGGAGUGA